This is a messenger RNA of Setaria italica (foxtail millet), 1519 nucleotides long. RefSeq names its product isocitrate dehydrogenase [NAD] regulatory subunit 1, mitochondrial. Gene Ontology annotation, cellular component: mitochondrion. The transcript is spliced from 4 exons. The coding region runs from base 136 to 1263 and encodes 375 amino acids. The record is from RefSeq and is a predicted model, not a curated record. Gene Ontology annotation, molecular function: isocitrate dehydrogenase (NAD+) activity. Lineage: Eukaryota; Viridiplantae; Streptophyta; Magnoliopsida; Poales; Poaceae. Gene Ontology annotation, biological process: tricarboxylic acid cycle; isocitrate metabolic process.
AAAAAAGGCAGGAGAAGGGAAACCGGCGGCCCCUUUCUUCCCCCCUAGCCUUCUCGAGUGCUCUCUGCGGCAUCCUCGCGGCCGACCCUCCAUCCCCGAUCGCAUCGCAUCCACCCCGAAACCCUAACCCCGGCCAUGGCGCGGCGAUCGACCCCUCUCCUACGCCGCCUCCUCGCCCCUUCCCCUUCCCCCACCCCGUCCACUCCCCUCGCCGGCGCCGCGUCCCGCCGCAGCGUCACCUACAUGCCCCGCCCGGGGGACGGCGCCCCGCGCGGCGUCACGCUCAUCCCUGGCGACGGCAUCGGGCCCCUCGUCACGGGCGCCGUGCGGCAGGUGAUGGAGGCGAUGCACGCGCCCAUCUACUUCGAGACCUACGAGGUCCGCGGCGACAUGCCCACGGUGCCCCCCGAGGUCAUCGAGUCCAUCCGCCGCAACAAGGUCUGCCUCAAGGGCGGCCUCGCCACCCCCGUCGGCGGCGGUGUCUCCUCCCUCAACGUGCAGCUCCGCAAGGAGCUCGACCUCUACGCCGCGCUCGUCAACUGCUUCAACCUCCCCGGGCUGCCCACCAGGCACGACAACGUUGACAUCGUCGUCAUCAGGGAGAACACCGAGGGCGAGUACUCGGGGCUCGAACAUGAGGUCGUGCCCGGCGUCGUCGAGAGUCUCAAGGUGAUAACAAAGUUUUGCUCAGAAAGGAUUGCCAAGUAUGCUUUUGAGUAUGCAUACCUUAACAAUCGAAAAAAAGUGACAGCAGUGCAUAAAGCAAACAUCAUGAAGCUUGCUGAUGGUUUGUUCUUGGAGUCUUGCCGGGAGGUUGCGAAGAAGUACCCUGGGAUUCAAUAUAAUGAAAUCAUUGUGGACAACUGUUGUAUGCAGCUCGUUGCAAAGCCUGAACAAUUCGACGUUAUGGUCACCCCAAAUCUUUAUGGCAAUCUGGUGGCUAACGUAGCUGCAGGUAUUGCUGGAGGCACUGGUGUCAUGCCUGGAGGUAAUGUGGGUCAGGACCAUGCUGUCUUUGAGCAAGGUGCUUCUGCAGGAAACGUUGGAAAUGAGAAUAUUGUGGAGAAGAAGAGAGCUAACCCUGUUGCGCUGCUGCUCUCAUCUGCUAUGAUGUUGAGGCACUUGCAGUUCCCAUCGUUUGCCGACCGGCUGGAGACAGCAGUGAAGCGUGUCAUUGCAGAAGGCAAUUACAGAACCAAAGAUUUGGGUGGCACCAGCACAACCCAGGAAGUCACGGAUGCAGUCAUUGCCAAACUGGAUUAACGACCAGCCGUGUGUUUUUCAAACUUUGUUCUGCUUUGGUGGACUAGGUAACUAGUCCUGACGAAAUAUUCGUUCCUUGUAGCUUUAGAUCACCAUUUUGUUCGGCAACGCCCUUGUACAAUCUUCAGGUGUCUCAUUUCUGCCAUUCUGGUUCAGGUCUGGAGUAACUGAGCAAACUCGGUGUUAACCUUUACGCAUAUUUUUGUGACCUUAAUUCUUAAUUGGAAAUAAGAGAAUAUGAAACAAUUCUUGUGCC